Messenger RNA from Aphanomyces astaci, 1699 nucleotides. RefSeq lists its product as hypothetical. The annotation marks the transcript as partial. The record is from RefSeq and is a predicted model, not a curated record. Gene Ontology annotation, molecular function: glyoxylate reductase (NADPH) activity; NAD binding; hydroxypyruvate reductase [NAD(P)H] activity. The transcript has 5 exons. NCBI's taxonomy places the organism in Eukaryota, Oomycota, Saprolegniomycetes, Saprolegniales, Verrucalvaceae. Gene Ontology annotation, cellular component: cytosol.
GUAUGAUUCGACGACGCACGAUGCAGUCCGAGCAGACUACGCACAAGGUGCUUGUGACCAGGCACAACCCAUACCUGCUAGAAAAGCUUGCCCAACAUCCUUGGAUUGAAGUCGACUGCUUUGAACAGAGUACAACAGCGAUUCCUCCAGGUGACCUGGAGGCACGCGCGAAGGGCUGUGCUGGAAUCAUCUGCAUGAUCUCAGACAAGAUCGAAUCCAACGUUCUCGACAGUGCUGGUUCGUCGCUCAAGGUCGUCUCGACGAUCUCUGUGGGGUUCGACCACAUCGACGUCAGGAGCUGUCGCGAUCGAGGGAUCCUUGUAGGGCACACGCCUGGGUGCCUUUACGAGUCUACCGCCGAGCACGCCGUGGCGUUGACGUUUGCGGCCAAGCGACGUCUCUUUGAGAGCUACGCAGGAGCUCGCAACGGCGAAUGGGGUGUGGUGCAAAUAUUCUGCGGCACAGACGUGUCCAGGAACACUAUUGGCAUCAUCGGCAUGGGCGAAAUCGGGCGUACGUACGCCCGCUUCAUGCAUCGCGGAUUUAACUGUCGCAUUCUGUACACGGGGCCUCGCGAAAAGCCCAACGACGUAGACGCCGAGUUUGUGGACCUGGAGACGCUUCUCCGGACCAGCGACGUCGUGUCCAUCCAUUCGCCGCUCAACGAAGCCACGACAUGCAUGCUCAACGCGUCGUGUUUUGCGCUCAUGCAGCCACAUGCGGUGCUCAUUAACACCGCCAGGGGAGGCAUCGUCGACCAAGAGGCUCUCGCGCAUGCCUUGGCCAGCGGCCAGAUUGCCGCGGCCGCACUGGACGUCACGGUGCCUGAACCGUUGCCCCUCGACCACCGCCUGUACGACCUGCCCAACUGCAUUGUCGUGCCGCACAUUGGGUCCGCCACCGUGGCAACGAGACAUCGCAUGGUCGAUCGAGCCGUGGAGAACCUCAUCGCAGGGUUCAUUAGCGCUAUCUUGCCGUAUCCGGUUCCAACUCGUUAACGAUACAUAGUAACUCACUUAUCGCAUGGCAGUGCUUCGAUGUGGUUUGGGGGCUUGGGGGGGAUGUUUGCGAAGAUGCGUAAUCAAGUGCGGGUUCUUCUUCAUCCAGUCGCGGAUCUUGGGAAGUGCAUAGUCGUACCCAAUCUGCACUGUGAGCUCAAGCUUGUCAAAGUCUAGGGUGCCGAUGUCCUGGACCGGGGGCUUGAAGAACAGGUCCACGUAGUGGUUGAUGACGUAAUCCUUGUUUUGGUAGAACGCAGCGUACGCAAGGGCGUCGGUGAUCUCGCCCAUGGACGGCACUUGCACCGUGGGCGCGAACGGGUUGACCUUAUUCCAAAAUACCCACCACCCCGACAGCGAGUCGCCAUAAUGAAAGUACUCGCGCGUAGUAUCGCGGCCAACGUCGACGGCAAACACGAUCUUGACACCUUCCUCUUUCAUCACGUCCGCGGGGAGGUUGUUCACGUACCCGCCAUCCAGCAAGAGCGAUCCAUUCGGCUCGGAAAUCGGCGGUAAGUACCCCUGCAACGACAUGGACGCGCGCACGUAUCGCCACAGCGUGCCCGCGCGAUGCACCCCCGUGCAUUUCUUGACAAUGUCGGUGGAAAUGCAAAAGAAAUUCAGCACCAAGUCCUACACGCCAUUCUUCAGCUCAUCGACAUCCCAUACUCAUACCCCCCCCCUUCAAUGCAUAAUGUACA